GCCACAUCACCGCAGCAGCCGCUGGCAGAGUGCUCAGGUCACCGCAGCAGCAGGGUCUCUUUUCCCCCCACGAAACUGGCUUCAGCGUGCACGUGUGUGCCUGCGUACAUGGGCACCCAGCCCGCCCCAGCAAACUGCGCCCAUGAAAUCACGGCGGCGAAGAGCUCAGGGGAGACGCGCAGGCCCUGCUCCGCCCACGCUCCCACCGUGACCCGGCGGCGGCUCCAAGCGCGGCCAUGGAAAAGAGGCGGUGUCUAGCUCUAGGCCCGGGGAGUUUCGGGUCGCUUGUGUUAAACGUCACAGUGAGCGGGCUGGGGCGAUUGGCUGGACUGCGGGGGGUCACGCGCCAGGGUAUCCCCGUCCGAAGCCAUGUGGGCGAGGCUGGUGGGGACUCCAGAGCCGUGGCUGCUCCUCGCUGGCCCGAGAGUCCGCUGGUCGCUCGCCGCGCUAGCGCCCGGGGGCGGCUGCAUGGAAGAGCCUGGCCCGGGGAGCCUCGAGGCGGGGGACGCGCCCCCUGCGGCCAAGAGACGGCGGCUGCUGGCCGGGGAGGAGAAGCGGCCGGGCCGCGGCGAGCGCUACGUGCCGCCCCCGGGGAAGCGCAACCCCGGCGUGAGCUUCAGCGAGACGCACUUCGCCGAGACCCACUACUACUUCGAGGGCGGGCUGCGCAAGGUGCGGCCCUACCACUUCGACUUCCAGACCUACUGCAAGGGCCGCUGGGUGGGCAAGAGCCUGCUGCACGUCUUCAGCACCGAGUUCCGCGCCCAGCCCAUCGAAUACUACCGGGCCGCGGCCAGCGCCGGCCGCCUGCGCCUCAACGAGCAGCCCGUGCGGGACCUCGGCAUCGUGCUCAAGAAUAACGAUUUUCUGAGGAAUACAAUGCAUCGCCAUGAGCCUCCAGUCACUGCUCAGCCUAUCCGGAUCUUGGUAGAGAAUGAUGAGGUGGUUGUCGUGGACAAACCCUCAUCUUUACCUGUACACCCAUGCGGCAGAUUUCGACACAACACAGUCAUCUUCAUCUUGGGCAAAGAGCAUAACUUGAAGGAGUUGCACACUAUUCACCGGCUUGAUCGCAUGACUUCUGGUGUGCUUAUAUUUGCCAAGACUGCAGAAGUGUCUAAGAGGAUUGAUGAGCAAAUUCGGCAGAGACAGCUAGAAAAGGAGUACGUCUGCCGCGUGCUUGGGGAGUUUCCAGAAAAUGAAGUGACCUGUGAGGAACCCAUCCUGAUUGUUUCUUACAAAGUGGGGGUGUGUCGUGUGGACCCCAAAGGCAAAUCCUGUAAAACUGCCUUCCAAAGGCUUAGUUAUAAUGGCAAGACCAGUGUGGUCAAGUGUUUUCCAUACACGGGUCGCACCCACCAGAUCCGGGUCCAUUUGCAAUUCCUGGGAUAUCCGAUUAUUAAUGACCCCAUCUACAAUAUGGAGGCCUGGGGUCCUACUAAGGGUAAGGGUGGUGAGAUUAAUAAAACCAAUGAGGAGCUUCUCAGGGCUUUAGUGGAAGAACAUCGUUCCAAACAGAGUUUGAGCAUCUUGGACAUUUCAGAGGAGGACCUGAAGCCUAUUGUGGGAAGUGAAGAAUGUGAUCGUUCAGGUUACUGUACUAAGCCAGUUGAGAUUACGUCCAUAAGCGCAGACUCCUGCAGAACUGAGGUCUCUAAGGAUCAGAAAGAAGCUGAAAUACUGGCUUGUUCACCAAAUUCUGAUACCAGACCAGAAACACAUGAAGCAAACCCUGAAGGAGCUAGUUCAAGUGGGAAUCCAGCUGGAGCAAACCCUGAAGGAGCUAGUUCAAGUGGGAAUCAGGCUGGACAUACAGAAGAAAAGGACCCUCUGUGUGAAGAGUGUAAAAUAGUAAGGCAGGACCCAUCUCCUAGGGAGCUGGUGAUGUACCUGCAUGCCUUACGCUACAAGGGAGCAGAGUUUGAAUACAAUUCCAAGAUGCCAGACUGGGCUCUAGAGGACUGGGAUGAGAGCCAAGAAUAGAUACUGAGACUCUUGUUUCAUUUUAGUUUUGUUGGAAGGAAAGUAUUUGGUAAAGUCCUGAACUUAUGUGUGGUAAAAAUAUCUCAUUGGAGCUACUGCGAUCUUACAUCAUUAUAUAUUGUGUUGUGCGUGGAUUGCUUGUGAAUUUUGAGGAGGUGGGAAGAGUUCUUCCUGAUUAGUCUUGAGAACUGUUUCCUAACAAUGAACCUGCUGACAGCUACUGAAGGGAGAGAUGGUUAAUCCAAGACACCUUAACUGUUUUCCUUUAAGAUAGUAACAGUGAUGGGUAAAAAAUACUACUCAAAGGUGGGAAGCUUGGAACAAUUGCUUCCUCUUCUCACCACACGGUGUUUGGGUUGCAUCCUUGUUCACAAAUUGAAUGCGGUUGCUUACUAAAUGCAUACAACUAAGACAAUCAGCAUCUUGGCUCUUUUCCUGUAUGUCAGUUAUCUAACUCCCUUGUCUUUCUGGGUAAGAGUUAGUGACAUGUUAGUCAAUCUAAAAUACUUCAGGUGUCACACCCAGAUCAAUUUCAGUUAUGUUCUUAGUUUUGUUCAUACCAAGGCACUGUGCAGGCUGGUUCUUUUCCUGCCAGGUUAAUCUUCAUUCAUUUUAUUUGGGUUUCUGUUGCCUUGUGCAGUUCUUGUCAAUAAGACAUUUCCAUCCUCCUGUGUGUUUCCAACUUCCUUCCUUCUGUUCUAGCAUGGAGCACGGUCUGUCCUUAAAUCAGCUUUGCAAAAUUCCUUGGACACGCAUACUGCUCCAACUAAAAAUUCAGUAGCCCAAAGAAAUGGUAUGUUUUGCUGUUAAUGAGUCCAUAUCUGUAGGUACUCCCAUCCAAAACAAUCUCUACAUACUUUAACCAGUCUCUUGUUUCCUUUCCCUAUAUUUUCUACCUCCUCCCAUAUAGUUUCUCUCCUUAUUACUUAACCCCCAUUACGCUCUAUACUGUACAUCUUGUACUGUGCAUAUCUUUUCUAACAUAUCUUGACCACCCCUUUCCAUGUACUCUCACACUGGGCUUAGAAAGCUUAACAAAUACAUAAUAGCCAGAAAGCUAAGUCUGAGAUGGAAGGUGGCAGGGGCUUGCUGUUUCAAGGACAGUUCUACUCCACCUUCUUUUGGCUUUUUGGUUGUUCUAAGCAGGGGUGUUUCUACUAUCCUAGCCUUCAUUUUACAGCUCCCAGCCUCAGUAGAAGGAGCUUCAGUAUCUGCCUCUGCAGACUCAGAG
Messenger RNA from Malaclemys terrapin pileata, 3214 nucleotides. RefSeq names its product RNA pseudouridine synthase domain containing 2 (gene RPUSD2). The coding region runs from base 370 to 1983 and encodes 537 amino acids. Gene Ontology annotation, biological process: pseudouridine synthesis. The transcript is spliced from 3 exons. NCBI's taxonomy places the organism in Eukaryota, Metazoa, Chordata, Testudines, Emydidae. Gene Ontology annotation, molecular function: RNA binding; pseudouridine synthase activity. The record is from RefSeq and is a predicted model, not a curated record.